AAAGAGUUGUGAUAGUGCUGGGAUGGCAGGGGGGUGCUGAGCAGUUUUUGAAGAGGACACUGGAGGAUAAAGGUUCGUGUGACUGACUCCUUCUGUUUCCAAAGAGGAGUUCAUGUCCAGGUUGGCCCAGCAGACAGGAGCAAAGGACACUGGCGGUUUGGCUGCAGCGGUUCAGCUGCUGGUAUGGUGUAGGAUAACGGCCUGAAACCUCCACAGCGAUGAUGGGCCUGCUCAUGUGUUUAGGUUGUGUGUUACUGGACUUCAUGAUGGUCCACAGCCAUGUGCUCAUGCAAGGCCGCAUAGUGGGUGGUCACACCGCUGCACCAAACUCCAUCAAAUACAUUGUGUCACUGCAGAGCACCAAGGGCCAGCACUUUUGCGGAGGAUCAUUGGUCCACAGGUACUGGGUGCUGACCGCAGCACACUGUAACAUCGGGGCAGAGCAUAUGAUGAUAGUGGCGGGCGACUACAUUGUAAAUACCUUUGAGGGCACUGAGCAGUACGCAAAACCCCACAGGGUGGUCACCCAUCCCCUCUACAACAGGAGCACCAACAAUGCUGACAUCAUGCUCAUUAAGUUGCGAGCCCCCAUGGUGCUGAACAAAUACGUGUCACUGGCGCCUCUGCCCAGGCAGGGGACAGGAGUGGUUGAAGGCUUGGUGUGUCGGGUGUCUGGGUGGGGCUACAACAAUCUGGGUGGAGGCCAGGCCCCCUUCACUCUGAGGACGGUCACAGUGCCCAUUGUUUCAACUGCAAGGUGUAACAGCAGUAUGUCCUUUAACGGAAACAUCACAGCAAACAUGAUCUGUGCUGGCUACAGGACAGGAGGAAAAGAUGCAUGCAAGGGGGACUCUGGGGGGCCGCUGGUGUGUGGGGGUCGUGUCUAUGGUGUGGUCUCCUGGGGCAACGGCUGUGGGGAUGCUAAAUUUCCGGGAGUCUACACGGCUGUGUCCAAAUUCCGCCGAUGGAUAGACCAAACCAUCUAUCGGUCAUACCUACGCUGUACAAAAUACUGAUAAAGAUAGGGAUAAAGCAGAUAUCUAUGCCUGAAAAUGCUUGUUCUGACAUGUACCAAAGGUGGUUCCACUGAUCUGAUUAUUCCUAUAAUGUGUUCAGUGCCAAUAUAAUGAUGAUGCAUCUCAUAUACUCCAAUUAUCUACCUGUGAACACUGCUGGUCUCUGCCCGCUGAAGUAAUUGUGGGAUCCACUACCAUGGGCACUUUACUGUGUAUGUCAAUUCCAACUAUGUGAAAUUUAUAACUUGUAAAAAUACCCUUUUGUGGAAAUAACUAUUCAAAUUCAGAGAAUGUGGCGAAUGUUUAAAGCCAAUUUAGAGUUUGACAUUGCACAUGUAUGUUCAGCUAAAAAAGUUAUUAUUUUGGUGAAAAUGUGUAUCUGUGCACCUUAAAGGCCCCCAAAUAUAUUUUUUUAAUCAGCUUCUUACUAUGAACUGUGAGAUCAUACUUGAACACUACAGGUUCUGCUUUAGAACAGUUCGAUUUCCCAAAGAUUUCAAAGUGUAUUUGUGUUUUUCUCUGUGUUUCUCUCCCACUGGGCUGAAGUGGGCGGGGAUCAAACCUGAUUUUUUGGGGUAUUAUAAUCUCAUUAAAUCAUAAACUAGGGAUUUUUCCCAAAAAACUUUCUCAGCCAUACAUUUUUAAGGUUAUAAAAAACUACGAAGUAAUCAUGAGCUUAUAACCAGCAGCAGCAUGAUGUGAGCGCACUCAUUAUCAAGUAAUACAGCAGGUAAAGCGAGACUUUUCUCCACCUGUUGUUGGUCUUACAUUAGGUUUUAGCAUGUAGCAUCAUCCAAUUAUUCUUACUUCACCAACCUCAUUGUGAUGAUGUUAAGCUGUUGAUGGGUCCUCUGUUUUGGUUGAGUGGCAUUUUAGCUGUGGGGUUUGUUGAAUUACAUGUAUUGCUUCUUGUUUUCUCUCUCUAUCUACCUCUUUUUUCUCCUUUGUCUUUCCUUAAUUUUCCCGUAAUUGUUAAUUGACGCUACAAACGCAUUUUUUUUCUAGUAUGAGACUAUUUUGUGUUUAAACUGUAUUCUAUUUUUUUUCAGUUCAUCUAUACAUGAAACUCUGCUUUGUAUCCAUGUCUGAUGUUCAGUGUGGGCAGGUUUGAUGAAUGAAAUGAAAAUAAUCAAUACAGAAACCAGUUCUGAUGACGAUAUAA
Molecule: messenger RNA, 2178 nt
Organism: Dicentrarchus labrax (European seabass)
Lineage: Eukaryota; Metazoa; Chordata; Actinopteri; Moronidae
Product: trypsin-like
Exons: 6
Coding region: 219-1016 (265 amino acids)
Biological process (GO): proteolysis
Molecular function (GO): serine-type endopeptidase activity
Source: RefSeq, a predicted model, not a curated record